CCCGCCUCGCGGUCCACGUCGCGUCGCGCUGCCGGGCGGCGUCCGCCGCGCGCGGGACACGCGCCGUCGCCACCAUGGCCAAGAAGAGCGUGGGCGACCUCACCGCCGCCGACCUCGAGGGCAAGCGCGUGCUCGUGCGGGCCGACCUCAACGUGCCGCUCGACGACAACCAGAACAUCACCGACGACACCCGCAUCCGCGCCGCCAUCCCCACCAUCAAGUACCUCCUCAGCAACGGCGCCAAGGUCAUCCUCACCAGCCACCUGGGUCGUCCUAAGGGUGUUACUCCUAAGUUUAGCUUGGCUCCCCUUGUGCCCCGAUUAUCCGAGCUUCUUGGCAUUGAGGUGAAAAAAGCAGAAGAUGUUAUCGGCCCAGAAGUUGAGAAAUUGGUGGCUGACCUGGCAAAUGGUGCUGUUUUGCUCCUGGAAAACGUAAGAUUUUACAAGGAAGAGGAGAAGAAUGACCCAGAGUUUGCAAAGAAGCUUGCGUCACUGGCAGAUCUGUUUGUAAACGAUGCAUUCGGAACAGCCCACAGAGCACAUGCCUCGACUGAGGGAGUUACCAAGUUCUUGAAGCCUUCUGUUGCUGGAUUCCUUUUGCAGAAGGAACUUGACUACCUGGAUGGAGCUGUUUCAAACCCUAAGCGCCCAUUUGCUGCCAUUGUGGGUGGCUCAAAGGUGUCAUCCAAGAUUGGGGUUAUCGAAUCCCUGUUGGAGAAGUGUGACAUCCUUCUUUUGGGUGGUGGUAUGAUCUUCACAUUUUACAAGGCACAAGGACUCUCAGUUGGUUCUUCCUUGGUUGAGGAAGAUAAACUUGAGCUGGCAACAUCUCUCCUUGCAAAGGCAAAGGCAAAGGGUGUCUCCCUUCUGUUGCCAUCUGACGUUAUCAUUGCUGAUAAGUUUGCUCCUGAUGCUAACAGUCAGACCGUCCCUGCAUCUGCAAUUCCUGAUGGUUGGAUGGGGCUGGACAUUGGCCCAGAUUCAGUCAAAACAUUUAAUGAUGCCCUGGACACAACACAGACAAUCAUUUGGAACGGACCAAUGGGUGUCUUUGAAUUUGACAAGUUUGCAGUAGGAACUGAGUCUAUUGCAAAGAAGUUGGCCGAGCUUAGCAAAAAGGGUGUGACAACUAUCAUUGGAGGCGGAGACUCCGUUGCGGCUGUUGAGAAGGUGGGAGUGGCUGAUGUUAUGAGCCACAUCUCAACUGGUGGUGGCGCCAGCUUGGAGUUGUUGGAAGGAAAGGAGCUUCCUGGAGUCGUUGCACUUGAUGAAGGUGUCAUGACGAGGUCGGUGACCGUAUGAGGCUAAGCUUCAUUUGUUGCAUCUUAAUUCCUUUCAUGUACCGUUCCAAACCUGCCAUGUUGUCCUCCCUCUUUUGCUCGUCUUCGACCACUCGAAAUGUAAGAGACCAAUGUUUUAUAGAGAAAUACUGGGAACUGUUUGAAUAACACCCCCAGCAAUUUGUGCUCA
This is a messenger RNA of Triticum dicoccoides, 1469 nucleotides long. RefSeq names its product phosphoglycerate kinase, chloroplastic. The record is from RefSeq and is a predicted model, not a curated record. The transcript is spliced from 6 exons. Gene Ontology annotation, cellular component: cytosol. Gene Ontology annotation, molecular function: ADP binding; phosphoglycerate kinase activity; ATP binding. NCBI's taxonomy places the organism in Eukaryota, Viridiplantae, Streptophyta, Magnoliopsida, Poales, Poaceae. Gene Ontology annotation, biological process: glycolytic process; gluconeogenesis. The coding region runs from base 75 to 1301 and encodes 408 amino acids.